AAAGUUCCGGCUAGCGAGAAGUUCCGGAUGACGCAACAGACGUUCCGAUCAGCUGUUUAUCAAAGAAUCUUGGCGUCGUUGCUAUGAUGGUUGCUAUGAGCUCGCGGUUGACAUAUAGGAGUCGCGAGAAGCUGUCAUUUACCUCAGGAACACCUCAGGAACCCACAAGCGGACAGAGACAGCGACAGCGACAGCGACAGCAUUCAAUUUCAAUUACAUUUCUUUAUUACAUUCUAAUCUUCAUUAUCCUAUUUGCCUACUUUGUGAAAAUGGUAUCGUUUGAUAAUAUUUUAUUUUAUCUUGUAGGUAGCAAGGACAAGUACAAACCAGGGACGGAAGAGUCCGCCAAAAGAGCUAUUAGAAAAGCUGCAAAAGCCUACUGUGUCCAAGGUGAUGCGUUGUACCACCAAGGCGAUGAGUCCUGUCUGAGGAGAGUGGUGAUGACGGAAGAGGAGAAGACUCCCAUCCUCGAAGAGGCACACGCAGGCCACUUUGGGCGAGCGCGCAUGGAGGCCAAGAUCCGGCAGCGCUUUUAUUGGCAGAACAUCAGGGAGGAUGUGGACAACUGGAUUCAGACCUGCAUGCGGUGCCAACGCUUUGAGAGGGUGAAGACGGAGGCCCCGGAGAUGAGGCCCAUCAAGCCAGUUGCUCCCUGGCACAUGAUUGGUGUUGAUCUCAUCGGACCCAUGAAGGCGUCAAGAAAGGGGAAAAACACCUAUUGCCUCACAGCGACUGACUAUUUCACCAAGUGGGUAGAGGCUAUUCCCAUCAAGAGGAAGGCAGCCGUGUUGACUGCGGAGGCUAUGAUGGAUAUCUUCCUGAAACAUGGUGCCCCGGAGGUCAUCUUGACCGACAGAGGAAGGGAGUUCUGGAAUGAGGUGAACACGGACAUGUUCAGGAGGUGUGGGGUCAAGCACCGCAUGUCCUCCGCCUACCACCCGCAAACUAAUGGAUUGGAUGAGAGGACAAACCAAACUCUCAAAAUUUCGAUUGGGAAGACCCUCGACGGACUUCAGGAGAGGUGGGAAGAUCAAUUAAAAGAAAUUGUUUUUGCCCACAACUCUUGUGUUCAGUCUUCUUCUAGGUUCUCGCCUUUCCGCCUGAUGUAUGGCCGUGAGCCACGACUCUUUUGUGAGGUCACUGGAGGAGACUCUCCGGAGGAGGAGGAUGUCGACAGUCCAGAUGAGGCGGACGUCGAGGCCUAUGUCGAGGAGCGACACAGGAAAGAUGCCGAGGUUUUUGAAAAGGUGCAUGCCAACCUGGAGAGGGCCCAGCAGAGACAGAGAAAUACCUACGGGAAGAGGAUUAAGAAGGGGACCAAGAGGUAUCCUAUCAGGCCAGGGAUGGUGGUGUUGAAGAAGGAUGAGCGGAAGCGCGGGAGGCCAGGCAUGACAAUGAAGCCUACUUGGCCAAACAAGUACAAGGUGGUGAAGGUGGAGGACAAUUUUGUGGAGCUGGAGACCAUGGAUGGAAUCCCUCUGACUUCCAGGACACCCUACGCUUCAGUGAAGCCAGUUCGUAUCAGGUCCCAGACAGGCCACCCCAUUGAGGAGACUGUAGAGGUUUCCUCUGACAGCUCUAUGUCGGGGAGCGACACCCGUGAGGUGACAUGCACUGUACCUCCUGGCACACUGUCCCCACAAGAAGAGACCGGACAGUCUUAUGGUCUACCCGGCUCUGUGACAGAGGACUACAGGCUGGAGGACAGUGAUGUUAUCAUCUCGGGUGUCCAGUCAGGCAAACCUGUUCUGGCGUCACUGAGUGACAGGGUGGACAACAUCAGGGCGAUGCUGCUCCAGCCCCAGUCUUGGUUGGACGACCGUGCCAUCGAUCAUGCCAUGGCACUCUUGAGGGUCCAAUACCCUCAUGUCGGAGGCCUCCUCUCCACCACCUCCCUGGCCCUACUGACACCUCUCCCAGCACCAACCCAGGGAUUUGUACAAAUAAUGAAUAUUUGUGGGAAUCACUGGGUUGUGGUAAGUAAUGUCGGCUGCAAGGUAGGAGAAGUAAGUAUCUUUGAUUCCCUUCAUCGUACUUGCACAGAUGACUUUGCUGCCCAAGUAACUGCCAUUCUACAGUUUGCAGGGAAGACAGUUCGUCUACAGUGGCCAGACGUCCAGGGACAGAAGGGGGUUGCAGAUUGUGGACUGUUUGCCAUUGCAAACAGUCUUACUCUCUGCAGAGGUGAGGAUCCUUGCAUGGUACAGUACCAUCAAGACCACAUGCGGACUCAUCUCUGUUCCUCUUUACAGGCUGGCCAGUUAGCACCAUUCCCCAGCACGAGGAAGAGUGCCUCUGCUAUUCCUGUUUACUUCAUGGAGGUGGAGGUGCACUGCUACUGCAGGCGGACUGUGCGGAGAGGUAAGGAUGCAGUGGUAGCCUGUGGAAGAUGUGGUGAGGUCUUCCAUCAGGACUGCAUCUCUCCUUACAGUCAUCUGUUUAUAUGUAAAAAGUGUACAGUGAUCAAAGUUAGAUAAUUGUUCUGUUAUUUAUAAUUGUUGUUUCAAUCGUUUUCCUUGUUUAUUUAUUGCAAUCAAUUCAGGUUUGUUGUUCUCAGUGUUCCUUUGUUCAUGUUUGUUGUUCACUGCUAAUUGGUUUGCCCUAAGCAAACCAGAUGGGCUUUGUGACGGUGGCGGAGUUUCUUGUUUUUCACUAGUGAUUCCCAUGUUAACAGGUCUGAGACACAGAAUAAAUGUGUCUCUAACUGGUCAUGGAAGUCAGUGAGGAUCAGGGGGUUCAGCAAUCGUGCAUACAAAGGCUAAUCAGUUAAAGUUGAUCUGAUUUUUUUGAUCUGAUUAUUAUUUAUUGAAAAACAAAUGAAAAACAGAAGAUUUAGCUCUAGUAUGAAUCAUUAGAAUAGGUUUAAUUAUUAGUUAUUGCCUCAUUUAAAUUGUUUAAAUAGUUUUACGUGUUAAUUAUAACAUCAUUAACACUAACCCACACACCUGGCCUUCCAGACAGCACUUCACUACAUAUAGGAGGAAUUAGGGUGGUGUUGCUAAAAUGUUCAUUAAUGCAUUAUUAGAUUUUCUGUUUUUCAUUUAAAAAAAAAAAAAAAACCCUCUCUAUGGCCUGUACCUUGACGUUGGUGAGAGGGCUUUCUACUAAAACAGGCCUUAAAAACAACAUGCCACAUCCAUGUAGCUGAGUGCACAUCUACUGUUUUUGUGAUAGUCAUCAGGCCUUCUCUGUUACUCGCUGCCUUUCUCUGUGUCUGCUCCCCUAAGCCUAGGUUUCAGGUGUGUUCGUGGGCGGGACUGUCACUUAACAGCUGAUCGACUACACCGGCGCCAAGGAGCUGCUCCUGUGACCCGAGUCCCUUUUCAUGACUCUGGAACAUUCGACAUGGACACAGCACAUUCCACACAUUACAACUACUGAUCACUUUGUGAUCAACUUUAAUUAUUUAAUAAAUCAAUCAUUUUGUGAUUGCAUUC
Molecule: messenger RNA, 3437 nt
Organism: Clupea harengus (Atlantic herring)
Lineage: Eukaryota; Metazoa; Chordata; Actinopteri; Clupeiformes; Clupeidae
Exons: 14
Coding region: 84-2477 (797 amino acids)
Source: RefSeq, a predicted model, not a curated record